GGCAUGGUGAGGAAGGUGCUGGGUUAGGUAAAGGACGGGGGUUAGGUGAAGGAUGGGGUGCUGGUCGGAGGAUGGCUAAAGUCCUCCCAGCCCCACUUACUCACGGUGGCAGCGGCGACACUCCAGUCUUAGAGCAGCCGGGAUCGAGAGCCAGGAGGGCUGGGGCUGCCCCGCUCGGGGUGAGGGGGAGGCCGGGGGGCCGAGGGGGCCGGAGGCCGGGACGAGUGCAAUAUUGGCGGGGGAAAGAACAACACUGCACCGCGUCCCGUCCCUCCCGCCCGCCCGGGGCCCGGAAUCCCACUCUCCACCGCUUGAAGCCGGACCAGCCCGAGAACCCGGGACGCGCUGGGGAGUUGGGUUCACCUUGGAGGCCAGAGAGACUUGGCGCCCGGAAGAGGGUGAAGGGGGUGGUAAAGGGGAGGGGGAAAGGGAGAAGGGGAGACCGAGACACCCCGGAAGGCCGCUUUCAGACGCCCGGGCGUUGCGCGCGCUUGCUCUUUAAAUACUCAGACUGCGCGGCGCGGGGCCGUCGCCAUGGUGACGCGUGUCCCAGCAACCGUACUGAAUGGCUAUUGCCUGGCAACGCUGGGGGGUUGAAGUUUUGGGGCCGCCCACCUAGAUAGUCGCGCUUUCCCUGGCCUGUGGGUGCGAGGGCUUCCCCGCCCCUCCGGCUCGCGCCAGGGCGCGAUGACGUAAAUGCCCCCCUCCCCACCCCCGCCCCGAGCCCGCCCCUGUCCGGCUGCCUCACAAAGCCGCGCCAAGCAGGGGGAGCCGCGCGCGCCUGGGAGCUGUGGUCCUUCUCCUCCCUGGGCUUCCCUCCAAUCUUGCCGCGCGGAAGUGUUCUUAGAGCUCUUUUCUCAAUGUGUAUUCUUUGGGGCUAAGAAUUGUUUCCUAAUGCGGAUGUAAUUGUUUCAGUCGGUGUAGACCGCAACCCAGGGCCUCUGGAUGGGGCCCGAUAAACUCCACAAGCAACGUUGUGGCCCCAAAUAUGAUGCUGAAAGCUCAGCUUCUUUGUACACUGGUGCCGAAUCAAUCUUGAGACAGAGUUUUGGGUGAAGUAGAAGAGGAUAGUUUUAUUAUUUUGCCAGGUAAAGGGGCAACACGGUAGGCUAUCACUGCAAAACUGUGACCCCUGCCCCUCCCAUAGGGAAGGUCUUAUAGUUGAAGCGCGUGGUCCCGGUAGGCGAUAAGGGUCAAGGCAGUAACAGUCUUGCAUUCAUCUGAUUGGUUGGUGGUGAGGUAAGUAGGAGUCAGUGUCAUCAACCUUCAGUCCACCUGGUCUGGGGUCUACAUGUUUGUGGACAAUAUACCAUCAUUUAUCAUUAACUUCUCCUAUUUGGAAGGGAUUUCAGUAUCUGCAAAACAGCUCAAAGAUAUUGUUGUGUGUAUCCAGUGAUGGGGAGACAGGACCUUGCCCCAAGGCUGCUCUUGACUUUCUGGUCUCAUAUCCCCUCCUUUCACUAAUUAACAACAGCUUAAAUCUGCCCAUCGGAACUCAGGGAAGGUCAUGGAGGUGGAAGGAAGGUGGUGUCCACGUUUCUGCCCUUCAAAAUACCAUUCGGUCUUCCCAAAUCAUGCGCCCUCACAUACAGUUUUGCACCAACCCCCACCACCUUGUGCCCACCUGCCCCAAAUACCACUCUGCUCCCCAAAGGAUAUUUUCGUGCCCCUAAAUACCAUUCUGUUGCCUCACCUAUUCACUGCUUCCUAAAUCAUAACUGAUCUGUUUCCCCUUGCACAUUCCAAUGUCCUCGCCCAAAUACCUCGGUGCCCCUGCCACGUAACUCAGGACCCCACCCACUUAGGGCCAUUUCCUCCAGACACCGCCCCCACGCGCCUGAUCCUCUCCUAAAGCUCCCAACCCCUCCACCGGUGGUACUGUGUGUUCCUCCCCUUCUCUGUCCAAGCCACUGCCUCUUUUGGCCAGGGCCUGCCCUUCCCAGCCUCUCUCUGCCCCCACUUAGGCAGCGCCACCCAACCUCCUCUCCCAGACCCGGCAGCGCUUCAGCCGGCUCGGGCGGGCCGGUGAGGCUCCCGGUGACCGCUAGAGGGCAGGCGAGCCCGGCCCGCGAGCCGCUGCUGCAAGGUGAAGGACGGGGAAAGGAAAGACCCUAGGGUUCGGCCCAACCCAGAUUUCGUAUUUCUUUAAGUGGAAAUUUGUUGCCCCGCCCCCUUCUGGGGAGAAAGUCAAGGAAGGAACUCAGGCUGCAGGAAAGUCCGGCAGGGGCGGGGACUGUGGGUUUCAGGGUAGACCCGUGUGUGGAACAGGACAGGGAGCGGUUAGAAGGGCGGGACUAUUCCGGGAAGCAGUGGGCGGAGGGUGUCCAAAACUAGCACCUAGUUCGCUCGUUAUGGAGCCUUCCCCAUCUCAGCCCCCAGAGUGGGACUCCAAGGGACCCAGUGAGAGUGGGGUGAGCAUGUGGGUGACCUAAGGAUGCGUUCCCCGGCCUUGCUGUCCAGGACUGACUUAGCCCACUUUCUCUGCUACUUUCUCACCUUGUCUGUUGUCCUGGGGCUAAAAUAGGACCAUGGGGACCCAGGUCACGUUCCAGAUUCCCUCCACCACCUUCUGGAGCCAGGGAGUGGUUGAAAAGGGGGAGGCCAGUUGGAGAACAAACAGGUUGCCAGAGGAUUGAGUGAUUGGAGCCAAUGGACCCUAUUUGAGGGGCCAGGAAUGGUUGGGGAGAAGGAAGAGGUAGCAGGUAGGGAAAGGGGGAGUGGGCGGAGCUUUGUCACCUGUCACCUGCUCUGGCUGAGCCUAGGGCGGGCGGGGGACUGGUAUAAAGCAGCAGGAGCCUGUGCCCGCUCCACCUCGUGCGCAGCGCCUGCCUGAGUCUGUUCUGCCCCCUCCCCACUGCUGCGCCACCACCAUGACACCGGACAUCCAGGCCCCUUUCUUCUUCCUGCUGCUGCUAUUCCAAGUGCUUACAGUCUCUGGCCAAAGUGGUACCUCACCCUCCCACACCAGCCCUGCCUCAUCUCCAACCACCAGUCCCACCUCAAGCUCCACUGCCCCUCCAGUCCACAGUGGUACCUCACCCCCUACCACCAGUGGCACCCCGCCUCCCACCAGCACCAGUGGCGCCCCGCCUCCCACCACCACCAGUGGCGCCUCAUCUCCGACCACCACCACCAGUGGCGCCUCAUCUCCGACCACCACCACCAGUGGCGCCUCAUCUCCGACCACCACCACCAGUGGCGCCUUGUCUCCCACCACCAGUGGCACCCCGCCUCCCACCACCACCAGUGGCACCUCAUCUCCGACCACCACCACCAGUGGCGCCUCAUCUCCGACCACCACCACCAGUGGCGCCUCAUCUCCGACCACCACCACCAGUGGCGCCUCAUCUCCGACCACCACCACCAGUGGCGCCUCAUCUCCGACCACCACCACCAGUGGCGCCUCAUCUCCGACCACCACCACCAGUGGCGCCUCAUCUCCGACCACCACCACCAGUGGCGCCUCAUCUCCGACCACCACCACCAGUGGCGCCUCAUCUCCGACUACCACCACCAGUGGCGCCCCGCCUCCCACCACCACCAGUGGCGCCCCACCUCCCACCAGCACCAGUGGCGCCUCAUCUCUGACCACCACCACCAGUGGCACCUCGUAUCCCACCACCAGUGGCACCCCGCCUCCCACCACCACCAGUGGAGCCUCAUCUCCAACCACCACCACCAGUGGCGCCUCAUCUCCGACCACCACCAGUGGCGCCUCAUCUCUGACCACCACCACCAGUGGCGCCUCAUCUCUGACCACCACCACCAGUGGCGCCCCCCCUCCCACCACCACCAGUGGCGCUUCAUCUCCAACCACCACCACCACCAGUGGCGCCUCAUCUCCCACCACCACCAGUGGCGCCUCAUCUCCGACCACCAGUGGCACCCUGCCUCCCACCACCACCAGUGGUGCCUCAUCUCUGACCACCAGUGGCACCUCAUCUCCGACCACCAGUGGCGCCUCAUCUCCGACCACCAGCCCUGCCUCAAGCUCAGUUGUCACUUCAGCACACAAGGGCACCUCUUCCAAGGCUACCAUGACCCCAGCCAGCAAGGGCACUCCAUCCUCAGCUCCCAGCUCUGAUACUCCCACCACUUCUGCCAGCCACAGUACCAGGGCAGCUGCCAGCAGCACUAGCCAUAGCUUAGUACCUCCCACCUCUUCCAAUCAUAAGACUUCUCAGCAGUUGCCUAGUAGGGUCUCCCUGUUCUUCCUGUCUUUUCGCAUUACAAACCUCCAGUUUAACUCUUCUCUGGAAAAUCCCAGCACAAGCUACUACCAGGAGCUGCAGAAAAGCAUUCUUGAAUUGUUUCUGCAGACUUAUAAACAAGAGGAUUUUCUGGGCCUCUUAGAUGUCAAGUUCAGGCCGGGAUCUGUGGUGGCAGAAUUAACUCUGGCCUUCCAAGACGGUACCACUGCCUACAGCGUGGAGAAACAGCUUAAUCAGCUUGUAGCAGAAGCAGUCAGAUAUAACCUGACCAUCAAUGGAGUUAGUGUGCGUGUUGCACCGUUUCCUUCCUCUGCCCAGCCUGGGUCUGGGGUACCUGGCUGGGGCAUCGCUCUGCUGGUGCUGGUCUGUGUUCUGGUUGCGCUGGCCAUCAUCUAUCUCAUUGUCCUGGUUUUGUGUCAGUGCCGACGAAAGAACUGUGGGCAGCUGGACAUCUUUCCACCCCGAGAUGCCUACCAUCCUAUGAGCGAGUACCCCACCUACCACACCCAUGGGCGCUAUGUGCCCCCUGGCAGUACCAAACCGAGCCCCUAUGAGGAGGUUUCUGCAGGCAAUGGUGGUGGCAGCCUCUCAUACGUGAACCUGGCAGCCACUUCCGCCAACUUGUAGGGGCACAUUGCCUGCUGAGCGUCUGCCAGUGCCAGCUGCCUCCCUGGGUUUCUUCAAACUGCUGGAGCCCCCUGCCCCCAACUGUGUUCUGGGCUGGUGAGCUGGGCGUUCCGGUGGGCUGCCCACAGUCUCCCUCACAGGCCCCACCAAGUCCCCUAACCCAUCUUAGCCCUGGCGAAGUCCUUCCGAGACCCUGGGGCAAGCCUGAGGCAGUGGUCCUCAGGAGGGCUGGCCCGGAGAGCUGGAAGAUGGGAGUGGGAACCGGAACAUCGCUGAAUAAAAUGCCGGCCUCCUCUGCACUGAC
Hippopotamus amphibius kiboko is the source of this 5142-nucleotide messenger RNA. It is a transcript of the gene MUC1, whose product is annotated as mucin 1, cell surface associated. The coding region runs from base 2871 to 4838 and encodes 655 amino acids. The transcript is spliced from 7 exons. Lineage: Eukaryota; Metazoa; Chordata; Mammalia; Artiodactyla; Hippopotamidae. Gene Ontology annotation, cellular component: apical plasma membrane. The record is from RefSeq and is a predicted model, not a curated record.